Messenger RNA from Sebastes umbrosus (honeycomb rockfish), 2126 nucleotides. It is a transcript of the gene dcst1, whose product is annotated as DC-STAMP domain containing 1. Bases 150 to 2024 code for a protein of 624 amino acids. Gene Ontology annotation, cellular component: membrane. The record is from RefSeq and is a predicted model, not a curated record. The transcript is spliced from 18 exons. Lineage: Eukaryota; Metazoa; Chordata; Actinopteri; Perciformes; Sebastidae.
AGAGGACAAAAGAUGGCAGAUGCAACGGCGACGUAUGAGAGAAAAUAACAGAAAAGGAAUCCUCUGACCGUCCGUCUGACUCCUUCUCUGUCCACCUGGACCGUCACAUCACUCUUCAGCAGGGCUUGUUUGAAGCAGACUUUGGAUGGAUGAUGGCUCAAUCUGACCGGCCUAGACCUUCAGCUCCUCACAGCACUGUGGAGAGGAUCAGUUUGACUGUCCUGCCUCCUGCCGUCCAUCGGUUCAUCUUCGGCCAACCAGAAAAGUUUCUGUUGGCUCACCUGGUCCUCAGGGCGCUGUUUGGAGCGGCGAGCGGUACAGUUCUGUUCCUGGGAUUCUCUCACAGCCUCCGGCUGACCUUUGACCUGAAAAUGGCAGCAGCAGCUGUCUUUAUCGCUGGUUGUACGGUGGGCGGAGCUUUAUCCUCCUCCUCCAGGUGCUCGGUCCUCCUGAUGUUACCCAGCGUGCUCGGCUCCCGCGGUCGGGCGUACCUGAUGCUGUUCAUCCUGUCGGUACUCUACACAGGUCCAGUUUCUAACAUCCAGCAUAACGUGGAGACGGCUGCUCUGUCUCUGAGCUGUAAUCUGGAUCUGCAGGUUCAUCACAGCAAGUUAGUGUGGAGAAACGCCAUGAGACCGUUUCUAGUGGUCGCACAGGAGCUGAUGGACGAUGACGAAGAGUUUCAGGACGAGGCUCAGAGCGUCAACAGAAACUUUCAGAACAUCAGAGACGAAGUCGUCCAUGAGUACGGAUAUGACCGGUUCAACCCCAAACCAAUCCCCGGCAACAGCACACAGGAGCAGUUCGCCUCCAAGACCAUGAUGCAGUGCGACAGUGUGGUGAAUGAGGGCGUGCAGCGAUGUACUGAAUGGUUCAACAAGAAGUGGGAUGAGUGUAUGAAGGCGAUCGCUGUACCCUUCAUCAACAAUCUCUUCUGUGUCUCCAUGAAGUUCCACUUCCUGUGUGAUAUCAUGAGAGUGAUGACUCCGUGGUGCAGAGAGAAGAUCCCUGUGGAUGGAAACUUCGGUCAGCUGUUUGAUGAGCUGAAUAGUUCUGUCGACCUGCUGUCCGGAGAGUUCAGCACCAGGCUCGUCAUGCAGGAGCAGCAGCAGCAGGAGGUGUUGGGUGGAGUUCUGCUGGAUCAGGAGUUCACUCAGGCUGUUCGAGGAUCCUUCAAGAGACUGACGACCACCAUGGAGCAGCUGUUGUACGUCCUGCAGUUACUGCUCUCCUUCACCUUCAUCACCAUCUUCACCAAGGCAUUUGGUUACCUCAGACAGUACAGGAAUGACGUUCGAUUUGACAACGUCUACAUCAGCACCUACUUCAGGCAGAUUGACGCCCGCAGGAGGAGAGCGGGGAAGCGCUUCCUGCUGCCUCUGAAAAAAUCAGAGAAGAAGAAGUUCAUCAACCCCUGGAAUCCAAAGAUCCACCCUGAAGAGCUCGAACAAGUGACCUCAGGUGUGUUUCAGGUGCUGUCUCUCUCUCUGCUGUCUGUCAUCCUGCUGGCUGUUGACUUCUCUCUGUCCCACGUGUUGGACAUCGUCAGCAGACACAGCUUCACCCAGUUCAACAUCACCAGUAGUCACCAGGUGGACAUCAGAGUGGGCGGAACCUCCAUGAUAGCCCGGCUCCUGAGGAAGACGGUUUCGGCCUACAACAGCUCGUCCAUCCUCAGCGUCCACACCGACAACCGGAUGUGUGUGUCCCCCCCCUCCUCCCUCUCUGCUGGUGUGUAUAUCAGCUGUCUGUGUUGCAUCCUGUUAGUGGCACUCUUCAGCUGCCUCCAGGUUUACACCAACCGCCUCCGCCGGGUCAUCGCCGCCUUCUACCACCCACAGCGGGAGAAGACGCGUAUCUUGUUUUUCUACAACCUUCAGCUCCAGACACGGAUUUUCUCCACUGACAGGAAACGCGUCGUCAGCCGGGGACGGAAGAGCAGGACGGUGUUUCAGUGUCUGACCCAGUGUCACCGUCACCAAAAGGAAGUGUCGGACUCAGAGACGCACUACGACCCUGCUUAGACCAGGACAGGAAGUUCCACUUGCAGCUCACAGAAUUAAAAGAAGAAGGCGUUGAGAUGAACCUGCACCUUUAAAAUAAGUAUAAAGAAGUAGAAACCUGCA